AUGCACACGAAGCGCAAUCUUCCCCUACUAAGCAUUGCCGCGGGCUACUUUUGCCAUUUGGAAUACGCCUCUGGUGGCACCCUCCCGACCUCACUUCUCUCCGGCAUGGCGUCCAUUGCGCGGGACUUUAUCCGGGACACAGAGUACGGCAGCGCUGAUGGGACGACAGGUAGCGAAUCUCUUGAUGAUAUUCUUCGGCAGCCAAUGACGAUUUCGCCGCAACUUCGAGACCCUUUGUUAGGCUUGGGAGAGCCUGGUCAAUCAGAUGAUACCUUUGCAGCUAACCCGGGAUUAGAGAAUCUCUCUGACCCUGUGGACAAUUUGGAUCUGUCUUCGUUGGAUAGGUUAUCAGGUGGCGUCGACUUCAUGGAUUUGUUUGCUGGUGGUUUCGCAGACAGUAUGCAGUACUACUCGCAGCACGAUCCCGCUUAA
Messenger RNA from Aspergillus udagawae, 432 nucleotides. RefSeq lists its product as uncharacterized. Lineage: Eukaryota; Fungi; Ascomycota; Eurotiomycetes; Eurotiales; Aspergillaceae. The coding region runs from base 1 to 432 and encodes 143 amino acids. The record is from RefSeq and is a predicted model, not a curated record. The transcript is spliced from 3 exons.